AGCGGCGAGGGGGCCACGUGCGGGACCCGGGGCUCCGGGCCUGGGGGAAGCUGGUGGAGAUGGAGGCUGCCCGCAGCCCCCAGACUCAGGCUCCCGAGGAAAGCCCUCCCUGCUCGCAGGAGGGGGCCCAACUCGGGGAGGGACGGCAGUUUAGGGCCUAGGGGGCCACGUGACCCUCCCCCAGGAAUGCGGUGACGUCACCGGGGGCGUGGCCGUACCCAAAAUUAGGGAGGAAGGGGAAAAAAGAAGCCAGAAAAAGUUUCUUUCCUGGAGUCCCAAGCGAGGUGUGGGACAGAAGAAGGGAUCAAAGUCAGAGGCCCGGGGCUCCGUGGGGCCCUGACCGCUGUCUGGGGUCCCCCUUUCCAGGCCAUGUCCGGGCCCACCUGGCUCACUCCGAAGCAGCCGGAGCCUGCCAGAGCCCCUCAGGGGAGAGGGCUCCCCCGAGGCGCCUCGGGGCCGCCGGCGGCCCACGGAGCAGCACUCCAGCCCCACCCCAGGGUCAAUUUUUGCCCCCUCCCAUCUGAGCAGUGUUACCAGGCCCCUGGGGGACCGGAGGAUCGGGGGCUGGCCUGGGUGGGGUGCCAUGGAGCAACCCAGCGCUCGCAGGGGCUCCCCGCAGACAGGGGGGGCUUGCGCCCGGGAAGUCUGGAUGCUGAGAUAGAUUCCCUGACCAGCAUGCUGGCUGAGUUGGACGGGGGUCGAGGUCACGCCCCAAGGCGGCCUGACCGGCAGGCUUACGAGCCCCCUCAGCCCCCUGCCUACCGCUCAGGCUCAGGCUCCCUGAAGCCGAAUGGAGGGGGUGUUCCUCCCCCGCCGCUCCCAGCAUCCCCCUAUGGGGGCCCCACUCCAGCCUCCUAUGCUACGGCCAGCACCCCCGCCGGCCCUGCCUUCCCUGUGCAAGUGAAGGUGGCACAACCAGUGAGGGGCUGUGGCCCCCCCAGGCGGGGGGCCUCUCAGGCCUCAGGGCCCCUCCCGGGGCCCCACUUUCCUCUCCCAGGCCGAGGUGAAGUCUGGGGGGCCGGCUAUAGGAGCCACCGCGAGCCAGGGCCGGGGGGCAAAGAAGAGGCUGCUGGGGUCUCCAGCUCUGCCGGAGGAAGAGGAGGCGGGUACGGGUCCCAGGUCCCCCUGAGCCAGCCUCCCGAGGAGGAGCUGGAGAGGCUGACCAAGAAGCUGGUGCACGACAUGAACCACCCACCCAGCGGGGAGUACUUCGGCCGGUGUGGUGGCUGCGGAGAAGAUGUGGUCGGGGAUGGGGCCGGGGUCGUGGCCCUGGACCGCGUCUUUCACGUUGGCUGCUUUGUGUGUUCUACGUGCCGGGCCCAGCUCCGGGGCCAGCAUUUCUACGCCGUGGAGAGGAGGGCAUAUUGUGAGAGCUGCUAUGUGGCCACCCUGGAGAAGUGCUCCACGUGCUCCCAGCCCAUCCUGGACCGGAUUCUGCGGGCUAUGGGGAAGGCCUACCACCCUGGCUGCUUCACCUGUGUGGUGUGCCACCGCGGCCUCGAUGGCAUCCCUUUCACUGUGGAUGCCACCAGCCAGAUCCACUGCAUUGAGGACUUCCACAGGAAGUUUGCCCCAAGAUGCUCAGUGUGUGGUGGGGCCAUCAUGCCUGAGCCAGGUCAGGAGGAGACCGUGCGAAUCGUAGCUCUGGAUCGCAGUUUUCACAUUGGCUGUUACAAGUGUGAGGAGUGUGGGCUGCUGCUCUCGUCUGAGGGUGAGUGUCAGGGCUGCUACCCGCUGGAUGGGCACAUCUUGUGCAAGGCUUGCAGUGCCUGGCGCAUCCAGGAGCUCUCAGCCACCGUCACCACCGACUGCUGAGUCUCCCCAGGAGCACCUGCUGUGUUCCCUUCCCAUCAACCACCCUCCCCGACAUCUACCUUUAUAACUUUGUCACCAAAUGCUGUCUCCUCUUCCUCCAAUCAUGAAAUAAUAAUCCCUCGAGAGUU
This is a messenger RNA of Globicephala melas (long-finned pilot whale), 1943 nucleotides long. It is a transcript of the gene TRIP6, whose product is annotated as thyroid hormone receptor interactor 6. Gene Ontology annotation, cellular component: stress fiber; cytoplasm; focal adhesion. NCBI's taxonomy places the organism in Eukaryota, Metazoa, Chordata, Mammalia, Artiodactyla, Delphinidae. Gene Ontology annotation, biological process: signal transduction; positive regulation of non-canonical NF-kappaB signal transduction. The record is from RefSeq and is a predicted model, not a curated record.